Chinchilla lanigera (long-tailed chinchilla) is the source of this 1697-nucleotide messenger RNA. RefSeq names its product tumor necrosis factor receptor superfamily member 10B. Gene Ontology annotation, biological process: TRAIL-activated apoptotic signaling pathway; positive regulation of apoptotic process. Gene Ontology annotation, molecular function: TRAIL binding. Lineage: Eukaryota; Metazoa; Chordata; Mammalia; Rodentia; Chinchillidae. The transcript has 9 exons. Gene Ontology annotation, cellular component: plasma membrane; cell surface. The record is from RefSeq and is a predicted model, not a curated record. Bases 29 to 1483 code for a protein of 484 amino acids.
GCCAGGACUUCUCCAGCGCAGAAGAGAGAUGUUGCUCUUCCCGCUCCAGACCUCGCGAACGCCUCGCAGCUCCUCUCCUGUGGCCCUGGCGGCGCCGGCGCGGGACGCACGGGCAGGGCGCACGCCGGCGCCCGGGCUCUCGGUCACCAGGAUCCUUAGGGUGGUCUUCUUGCUCAUCGUUGUUGCUCAGCAAGUUGUCCCCAGCGAAGCUCAUGAGCCAGUUGCCCUUCUGCAAUGGGAGCCGAGUGAGUUAUGUCCGGCAGGGUCCUACUUGUCACAGAACAGUAGGAGGUGCGAAGAAUGUGAAGAUGGGGUAGACUACACGAGCUACCCGAAUCAGCUCCCGUCAUGCAUCUCCUGCAGGGCCUGUGCCCAAGACGAGUAUCAAAGAUAUCCAUGCAACAGAACCAACAAUGCUGUUUGCUACUGUAAGGAAGGCACUUUCCGGGAAGAAGGGUCCCCUGAAUUCUGCCGGAAGUGCCGGACCAGCUGCCCGGAUGGGAAGGUGAUGGCAAGUCCCUGUACCCCCUGGAGUGACCUCAAGUGUGUGGACGAAGAGUCAGGUACCAAGGCCACUGAGAAAGCCCCAGCUCCUGGAAGGCCAGUGACCAGCAGUCCAAGGACUCCCGCCUCUCCUUGUCCUUCCAUAGACUCGACUCUCCCCACAGCAGUGACCGUCACCAUAGCUUUCCUGACGUUGGUUUUGGCUGUGCUUGUUUGGAAGUGUGGAUGGUGGAGAAGACUUCCUGACUGUAGGAACAUCCUUUCAAGGUUGCCUGGCAUUCAGGCUCUUGUCCGGUGUCUGAAGUCCAGGCCUCCCAGGGAAGAGUUGCUGCGUGAAGCCCCUACCUCCUCAUCGGAGAGACCCUGUUCUCUUCCAGGCUCUGGACAAGACUCCGAGCACAUGAGUGGAAUCCUCAUCAAGCCCUCAGGGCCCCCGAGAAGGUCUGAAGCUCAGGACAAUGACCACAAUGAGGCGCUCAGCGAGACAGUCUCACCGCCUUCCCCGAUCUCGGAGCCCGAAAGACAACAAUAUAAAGAAGUAGCAGGUGUCAGCGAACAGUGCCCAGGGGAGGCGGACUGUCUGUUGCAGCGACCUGCAGAAGCAGGGAGGUCACCGGUGAGAAGGAAGCGGCUAGUCCCAGUGAAGGAUGUUGAGCCCAUCACGGCACUAAGGAAGAUCCUCAAUUACGCUACAGAAGUUGUGCAUUUUAACACCUGGGACCCAUUCAUGAGGGAGCUGGGCCUCACACCCAAUGAGAUACACGUAGCAAGAAGUUGCAACCCAAAGGAGCCACUGUAUGAAAUGCUCCAGAAAUGGCUCAGUAAAACAGGACACAGUGCGUCCAUCAACACACUGCUGGAUGCCUUGGAAAAAGUGGGAGACAAACUUGCCAGAGAAAAGAUUGAAAACCAUGCAGUGAAGUCCGGGAAUUUCAUCUAUCAAGAGCAUGAAGCAGACUCUGUUGAGUCAUUGGAGUAAAGGGACAUUUUUAGAUUAUACAGUUUGUGACUAUGAAUGCUACUUGAAUAGGUUCAAAAUGUACAGUAGUUUACUAAAGCACAGAUAUAGAUGUGUCUGUGGAUGACCGACAUGUAAGCCAGUAAACUGAGGAUAUCUGGGAAAAUCCAAUCCAAAUGUGGGUGCACCAACCAAUAGGCUGGUAGCCCAAGUAAAAUAGAAAAUGAAAAAAGAA